Molecule: messenger RNA, 3783 nt
Organism: Varanus komodoensis (Komodo dragon)
Lineage: Eukaryota; Metazoa; Chordata; Lepidosauria; Squamata; Varanidae
Gene: F13A1
Product: coagulation factor XIII A chain
Exons: 15
Coding region: 127-2379 (750 amino acids)
Biological process (GO): blood coagulation, fibrin clot formation; peptide cross-linking
Molecular function (GO): protein-glutamine gamma-glutamyltransferase activity
Source: RefSeq, a predicted model, not a curated record
CAACAUAGGGAACUGGCACGUAAGCUGGUGAGUUCCAGAUUCCUGACCAUUGCUCUGUGCCUAUGGAUUUCCAUGGGGACCACACAGGAGAAUGUCCUCUUUUGGCAGCAUGGCUUGUGUCCUUGAAUGUUAGACCAAGAAGAUAUCAGUGAGAUAAUUGCAAUGACUGAACCUGUGGCUGCUGAGAGACCGAAGAAAAAGGUAGUCCCCGCUGGCCUGAGUGGGCGAAGAGCGCUCCCACCCAAUGUCUCCAAUGAGGAAGAAGAUGAGAUCCCUACGAUGGAAGCAACUGGUUUCGUCCCCAGGGGAUUUCAACUGGAUGAUGUUUUGGAAGUCCAGAGAAUCAAUUUGUUAAACACUGAAUAUGAAAUUAAUAAACGGGAACAUCACACAUACUAUUACCACAACUCGAAGUUGAUUGUGCGCCGUGGCCAGUCAUUUGAAAUCAGGAUUUCCUUCAACCGCCCACAUGACCCAGCAAACGAUGUAUUCUGGCUGGAGUAUGUCAUAGGACGAUACCCACAGCAAAAUAAAGGCACGUACAUCCGAGUGCCUUUGGUUGAAGAGCUUGAAAGUAGGAAAUGGGGAGCUAAAAUCACCCACAGAGACAGCAGGGAAGUUACCCUGCGUAUCAUGCCAGCUGCAGACUGCAUUGUGGGAAAAUUCCGCAUGUACGUGGCAGUCUUGACUAAGAUUGGCAUUCUCAGGACAAGACGAAACCCAGAUACGGAUACAUACAUAUUGUUUAAUCCCUGGUGUGCAGAGGAUGCUGUGUUUCUGGAUGAUGAACAAGAAAGGCAAGAAUAUGUCCUAAAUGACCUUGGGGUUAUUUACUAUGGAGACGCUAAAUGUAUAAAAACCAGGACCUGGAAUUAUGGUCAGUUUGAAGAGGGUGUUUUGGAUGCUUGCCUGUAUCUGAUGGAUAGAGCCCAGUUGGAUCUCUCUGGCAGAGGGAAUCCAGUCAAAAUCAGCCGCGUUGGUUCUGCAGUGGUCAAUGCUAAAGAUGAUGAGGGUGUGAUUGUUGGGUCUUGGAACAACAUUUAUGAGUAUGGAGUGGCGCCUUCAUCUUGGACCGGAAGUGUAGACAUUCUGCUGGAAUAUUACAGCUCUAAAGAGCCAGUACGGUAUGGUCAAUGUUGGGUCUUUGCUGGAGUCUUCAACACAUUUCUGAGGUGCAUUGGAAUUCCCGCAAGAAUCAUCACCAACUAUUCCUCAGCCCAUGAUAACGAUGCCAAUCUCCAGUUGGAUAUCUUUGUGGAUGAAAAUGGAAAGGUGGAUUCCAAACUGACAAAGGACUCAAUCUGGAAUUACCAUUGCUGGAAUGAAGCCUGGAUGGCAAGACCUGACCUCCCUGUUGGUUUUGGAGGCUGGCAAAUUGUGGAUAGCACUCCACAGGAAAACAGUGACGGCAUGUAUCGGUGUGGUCCAGCUUCAGUUCAAGCUGUUAAGCAUGGACAUGUCUGCUUCCAGUUUGAUACACCAUUUAUUUAUGCAGAGGUGAACAGUGAUGUCGUCUACUCAAAAGCAAUGACAAAUGGAACUAGGCUGAUUCAGCAUAUUGACAAGACCCAGAUCGGCAGCUUAAUCGUGACUAAAGAGGUGGGAACAGAUAAGAUGAAGGACAUCACUGACCAGUACAAAUUCCGAGAAGGCACAGCAGAAGAAAGACUGGCCCUAGAGACUGCCCUGAUGUAUGGGAUCAAAAGGAAUAUCCCACAGGAUGCCAUACCCAGUAGAGACAUUGAAAUGGACUUCCUAGUGGAAGAUGCAUUACUGGGCAGCAACUUCAAUGUCAAUGUUACUUUCCAAAACAGUACCGAAAACCACUACACUCUGACAUCCUACCUUUCAGGCAACAUAGUAUUUUAUACUGGAGUCCCAAAGGCAGAAUUCAAGAACCACAAUUUUAAGGUGAAACUGGAACCUAUGCAAGCUCAAACUGUCAAGGUGUUAAUCCAGUCAAGCGAGUACAUGAGCCAGUUGGUGGAACAAGCCAACUUGCAUUUCUUCGUCACGGCCCGUGUCAACGAAACAGAAAAGAUUCUGGCCCAGCAGAAGAGUGUUGCCCUGAAAAUCCCACAGCUGCUCUUGAAGGUUCCUGGUGAGAAAGUCGUGGGGAAGGAAAUGCUAGUACUGCUGGAGUUCACCAACCCACUGAAACAGAACCUCACUGACGUCUGGGUCCGGCUUGAUGGGCCUGGCCUGUUGAAACCAACCUCAAAGCAUUUCAAAGAGAUUCCAAAGAAUUCAACCUUGAACAUGGAAGAGAAAUGCAUUCCCAGGCGGGCUGGAGCUCGGAAGCUGAUUGCAAGCUUGAAUUGUGAUGCCUUGCGACAUGUCUAUGGAGAACUGGACAUCAAUAUCCAGAAUGCUGCAUAAUGAUUUUUCUUUCUUCUUCCAUUCCUUAGCCUCACCCUCAAACUCAGUCUUUUAGGAAUUUUAUUACUGGAAACCUUAGUCAUACUCCCAAGGGCUAUAAUCCAGAGGUUGUACAUGCAUACAUUCUGUGCAUAUACGUGAAUUACUGUUCUUUGUAUCUUACUUUUCAGUAGCUGCUUUUGCUUUUGUAGCUUUCUCACCUUGUAGCCUGGACUCACUUUUUUAAUCACUCCUUUAACACACACACACACACAUAUGGCACAAUGCAUUGGGAAUUCUUUUUAUGUCCAUCCCAGCAAGAUGCAGGUGGGUAGGAAGUUAGAGUAGCUGGAUUCUCUGUAUAUGGGGCCCUUACUUUGUGGACUAUUUUCUUUGUCUAGAUUUAACCCUGAAUUGGUUAUAUGCAUCGAACAAAAGGAGGUAAUUGGAUUCCAACAAAAACCACAAUGCAAGACAGAGAAAAUUAAUCAGCAUAGAUAAUGGAGUGGCAAAUCAUAUCACUACUUCUUGUUCAUAUGAUACUCCACACUUCUGAAGCUGAGACAGAAGCCACAGUGUGCAAUAAAAAUGCAUUUUUUAACUAAGUAGACAUUAUCUCAGAACAAGCUUGCCAGUUGGCAAGUUGGGCUUGGUUGCACAAGCAAGUUUUAAACUUUUGGGUCUUCUUGCACACCUUCAGGACAAGUGAGUUCCUAGAGUUCAAAGCCUUUUGAAAAUUAUGGCUGAUAUGAAGAGGACACUGCAAGUUGAAUGAGAAAGAAUGGUGCCCUCUUCUCAUUUUGAAAAGGCAUUGAUUCAUGCUUUAUUUCAAUGGGUCUCACUUCUAUUAGACAUAUAGGUAGAGGUAGGUGAAUUUCAAAAGUCCCUCUUCCUAUGAUCAAAGCCACAUCAUCUGACAAGAGCAAACUGUUCCUUCCCUGACAGGCCACUGCUUGGGAAGGAAGAAGAAGAAAGAGAAAGCAGGAGCAGAAAGAGAAAAGGGGACCCACUUUUGGUUUGGCUCCUCUUCCAUGCCAGCAUGUGAGCCUUCACCGUGGCCACAACAAAGGUCGGACACCCCGAUGUAGAGAUUCGUAGACAGAGAGUAAAAUCUUAGACUGUUCAGUGAUGAGCCAAGAACAGGAUGCCUUGAGAUACCGUAUAACCAAAAGUCCACUGAUAAUGAAGCAGAUUCAUUGACAUUGACGUGAGCUCCAGUUUAUGCUACCCGACUGCACUGCAGCAUCUGCUUUUCACUUCUGUCUGAAGCAAGCCUAGAAAAUCCAUUUUCCUCUAGUUUAUCAACCAAAGCUAACGCAAUAAAAGAAUUGCUUCACCUGGUUGUGCCUCUUCCACUCUGUCUCGAUGCUUACCUUAGCAGCUUUCUUACAGCACCCACACAAUAAAUGCAGUAUGACAACUUCA